AUGGAUGCAACAGCGAGGUCUGGGCAAGAGGACGUUCCCGGCACCGAGUAUCUGGUAGAUGUCGGCCAUAGUCUGGAUGUCUCUCAUGCAGGAAAGGGUAGCUCAGACAUCGUGCUUAUCCCACAGCCGACCGUCUGUGGCGGAGACACGUUAACAUGGUCGCAAUGGAAGAAAAACUACCAACUCUUCCUCCUCGCACUCUACGCCUGCGCUUUCUCAUACGGGGAAAACACUCUCGGUGCCGCCUGGACGACCGUCAGCGAAGACACAGGCGUAUCCCUCACCAACAUGAACGGCGGCAGCGCGCUCAACUACCUCCUUCUCGGCUUCGUCAACAUCCUAUGGAUUCCAACGGCCAUGAAGAUCGGGCGUCGACCGGUGCUGCUGCUGACGACGCUCAUCUGCACGGGCGCGGGCAUCUGGUCAGCGAGCUUCACGGGGACGGCGCAGUGGAUGUUGACCAACGUGCUCAACGGCUUCGGCACCAGCGCCUACCAGGCGGUGAUCCAGCUGUGCGUCUUCGACAUGUUCUUCGUGCACGAGCGCGGGCGCGGCCUGUCGUACUACCUCUUCGGCCAGCAGCUGGGCUCCAUCCUCGGCCUCAUCACCGGCGGCAGCAUCGCCGACGGCCCUGGCUGGCGCUGGAGCCAGUGGAUCGUCGCCAUCAUCGAUGCUGCCGUGCUGGUUCUGCUGGCUCUUUCCUUUGAGGAGACUAUGUUUCCGCGGUUUUUGUUCGCGCGGCACAGUGCUGCUGGGGAGAAUUCGAACGGACCUGUGGAGGGCGAGGCAAGCGGAGGCAAUCAGCACGAGGUCGACGACCCGGACCGAAAGGGCACGAAGGUCGUCGCGGAGCAGCAGUCUGCAAACGGCGUCGACGCCGAAGUGGGCGACACGUUCCCCGACAUUCCGAAGAGGACUGCAAUACAGAGAUUGAAGCCUUGGACGUACUACCCACAAGACACCACGACCUGGUGGCAGUACCUCCGGCGGCCCUUCGUCCUAUUCGCAUUCCCAAACGUCGUCAUCUCCGGCCUCAUCUUCGCAUUCGGCUGCACCGCUGGCAUCGUCUCCUUCAACACCAUCUCCGAAAUCCUCACCCACCCCCCCUACAACUUCAGCACCACCUCCACCGGGCUCGUCUUCCUCGCCGCCCUCGCCGGCAACGUCCUCGGCUUCCUCACGGGCGGGCCCCUCAGCGACGCAAUCGUCCUGCAUCUCGCGCGGCGGAACAGCGCCGGUGGCGUCAAAGAACCCGAGAUGCGGCUGUGGGCUUUGCUGGCGCCGGCGCUGUGCGGCGCCGUCGGGUAUUUCCUGUACGGGUGGGGCGCGGCGGCGGGGGCGCACUGGGCGGCGGUGGCGGUGGGCGUGGCCGGCUUGGUCGCGCAGCAGGUGGGCGCGUGUGGCGUGGCGACGGCGUAUGCGAUGGAUUGUUUUCCGGGGAUCUCGGGUGAGCUGGUUGUUGUGCUGGCAAUCUGCUCGUCGUGCGUCAACUUCGCCAUCUCGUACAGUGUGCAGCCGUUUGUCAAUGCGGCGGGGUAUGGGUGGGCGUUUACGUUCUUUGGGAUUUGUGUUCUAGGUAGCAUGCUUGCCGCUGUGCCGAUGGGCAUUUAUGGGAAGAGUUGGAGGAGGAAGUGUGCUGGGAAGUAUCGUGAUUUUCUGAGGGAGAGGGGCGAGGUUGAGUAA
Molecule: messenger RNA, 1683 nt
Organism: Diplodia corticola
Lineage: Eukaryota; Fungi; Ascomycota; Dothideomycetes; Botryosphaeriales; Botryosphaeriaceae
Product: mfs transporter
Exons: 7
Coding region: 1-1683 (560 amino acids)
Biological process (GO): transmembrane transport
Molecular function (GO): transmembrane transporter activity
Source: RefSeq, a predicted model, not a curated record